AUGAAAGUUAGUCAAGGAACAAUAUCAAACACUCUUAAGAGAUCAUCUGAUUUCCUAUCAACUAACUUUGAUAAAGAUGGAUCUUACAAGCAUCACAAAGCAGCCAAGUAUCCGGACAUGGAGAAAGUUGUUUAUGAAUGGUUUCUCCAACAUCAAGAGCGUGUGAAUAUAACAGGAGAGCUAACCAUAGAGAAGGCGGUUGAGGCGUUGAAGCUUUUGUAUCCACAGGAUUCUUCUGAGCAUAAACUUUCACAGGGCUGGCUUGAUGAUGAUUCAGUACCUUUGAAACUGGUCACUCGGAAAGAAGCAUUGCAAGCGACAACAACUCUUCACAAGUUUUUGUUGCAAUACGAGAAUGCAGUGCCUCAACUCUUAAGUGCAAUGAGGAGAUUUAAAGAUAAACUCAAUAUAGAUUUGAAGUUCACAAAAAAAAAAAAAAAAAAAAAAAACAAGUGA
Messenger RNA from Helianthus annuus (common sunflower), 456 nucleotides. RefSeq lists its product as uncharacterized. The transcript has a single exon. The coding region runs from base 1 to 456 and encodes 151 amino acids. The record is from RefSeq and is a predicted model, not a curated record. NCBI's taxonomy places the organism in Eukaryota, Viridiplantae, Streptophyta, Magnoliopsida, Asterales, Asteraceae.